Molecule: messenger RNA, 5293 nt
Organism: Cyprinus carpio (common carp)
Lineage: Eukaryota; Metazoa; Chordata; Actinopteri; Cypriniformes; Cyprinidae
Product: smoothened homolog
Exons: 12
Biological process (GO): central nervous system development; smoothened signaling pathway; commissural neuron axon guidance
Cellular component (GO): dendrite; plasma membrane; cilium
Molecular function (GO): transmembrane signaling receptor activity; patched binding
Source: RefSeq, a predicted model, not a curated record
UGAGUGAAGCAUGUAAAUAUUCUGUAGGCUGGCAUGGAUUGCUUUUCCCCAGCAUGAGGGGGAUGGGAUGGGAGCAGAAGUUUUUGUUAUAUGUGUGUGUGUGUGUGUGUGUGCACCCCCUCCUUGUGCAUACCAGAGUCCGGAAAAAAACGGAUUCCUGUGAAAGUGAAAGAUAUUUUAGGAUCACUGGAUCUCAGGUCUCCGUCCGAUGAGCAGAUGAGUUUUGACAAAAUUUCUCGCACCCUGGUUUUGCUGUAAACUACUACUGGGUUAACUGGGGGACGCGGGGGCGCGCUCAAGGGGGACGGAGCGCGCAGCCCCGGGAUCAAGUUACAGUCCCAUUCCCAAACAUUUUUUCCUCCAUCACAAAAGUGGGGGAUGGUGAACGCUAUUUGGUUCUUUCAAACUUUUUAAAGUAACGAAAAACGGAGCUGGGGUAAACUUUGUGCUGGAAUUUAAAACGCAACUUUUGUUUCCAACUUUCACGCACCGCAUUUGUACCAUGAAGAGAAUUUCAACAGUAUGUGAGAGAGAAAGGAGGCAUAAAAAACUCUGGAAUCGGAAGAAAAUAAAUUUCUUUUAAAAAAGAAAAUGUGGAAUCGGGAAUCUAGGAAAUAUCCACACUUUGACUUGGUUUGAAUUCUUCAAGCGCAAUCGCGCGCGAGUGGAGACCGACAGUUUAUUUGGAAACAUUUGAUGAAACAUCGCUACAUUGUUGGGUCUCCAAGAUGUCCUCCAAGCGCCUCUGCUCCAUUGUUGGAGGCUUUUGGAUGCUUUGGAUCUGGGCAGCAACCUCUAUCAUCGCUCAGGCGGUUAUCUUGCACCCAAAUGAAACGGUAUUCAACGACUUUUGUAAGAAAUCGACAACUUGUGAAGUACUUAAAUACAAUACGUGUCUUGGUUCACCUUUGCCGUACACGCACACGUCUCUGAUUCUGGCCGAAGACUCAGAAACUCAAGAGGAAGCCUUGGAGAAAUUGGCCAUGUGGUCUGGGUUGAGAAAUGCUCCUCGCUGUUGGGCCGUCAUUCAGCCAUUGCUGUGUGCUGUUUACAUGCCAAAAUGCGAGAACGGAAAGGUCGAACUGCCCAGCCAGCACCUGUGCCAAGCUACACGCAAACCUUGCAGUAUUGUGGAGCGGGAGAGGGGCUGGCCCAACUUCCUCAAGUGUGAAAACAAGGAGCAGUUCCCUAAAGGUUGCCAGAAUGAGGUCCAGAAGAUCAAAUUCAACACUUCGGGACAGUGUGAGGCUCCCUUGGUCAAAACCGACAUCCAGGCAAGUUGGUACAAGGAUGUGGAAGGUUGUGGGAUCCAGUGCAACAAUCCCCUGUUCACGGAUGAGGAGCACUCGGACAUGCAUAACUACAUAGCCAUCUUCGGCUCCAUCACUCUCCUGUGUACCUUCUUUACGCUGGCCACAUUUCUCGCCGACUGGAAGAAUUCCAACCGUUACCCCGCUGUGAUCCUCUUUUACAUCAACGCGUGUUUCUUUAUCGGGAGUAUUGGAUGGCUCGCUCAGUUCAUGGAUGGAGCCCGCAAGGAGAUUGUGUGCAAAAGCGACGACACUAUGCGGCUUGGAGAGCCAUCAUCCACCGAGACGCUGUCAUGUGUGAUUAUCUUCGUCAUUGUGUAUUAUUCUUUAAUGUCUGGGGUCAUUUGGUUUGUUAUGCUCACUUAUGCCUGGCACUCAUCAUUUAAAGCCCUGGGCACCACCCAUCAGCCUCUGUCUGGAAAAACAUCCUAUUUUCACCUGCUCACAUGGUCUGUUCCUUUCAUACUGACGGUUACUAUACUGGCCAUUGCAGAGGUGGAUGGAGAUUCAGUUAGCGGCAUUUGUUUCGUUGGCUAUAAGAACUACAGAUACCGUGCAGGGUUUGUUCUGGCUCCUAUCGGGGUGGUCCUUGUCGUUGGCGGCUAUUUCCUGAUACGAGGGGUUAUGACAUUGUUUUCCAUUAAAAGUAACCAUCCGGGGUUGCUCAGUGAAAAAGCUGCUAGUAAAAUCAAUGAAACCAUGCUGAGGCUCGGUAUAUUUGGAUUCUUAGCCUUUGGUUUUGUUUUCAUCACUUUCGGCUGCCAUUUCUAUGACUUUUUCAACCAAGCUGAGUGGGAAAAAAGCUUCAGGGAAUAUGUACUAUGUGAGGCUAAUGUCACCAUAGCUCACCAGACCAACAAGCCGAUCCCAGAGUGUGCCAUCAAGAACAGGCCUAGUCUGCUGGUGGAGAAGAUCAACCUCUUCUCCAUGUUCGGUACAGGCAUUGCAAUGAGCACGUGGGUCUGGACGAAGGCCACCAUCCUUAUCUGGAAACGCACCUGGUUCAGAAUCAUUGGAAGAAGUGACGAUGAGCCGAAACGCAUUAAGAAGAGUAAAAUGAUUGCCAAGGCAUUCUCAAAGCGAAAAGAACUGCAGAAGGAUCCAGAGAAAGAGCUGUCCUUCAGCAUGCACACUGUUUCUCAUGAGGGACCUGUAGCGGGUAUAAACUUUGACCUGAAUGAGCCAUCAAUAGAAAUGUCUUCGGCUUGGGCCCAACAUGUGACCAAGAUGGUGGCUAGAAGAGGGGCAAUUUUACCACAGGAUAUCUCAGUGACGCCCACCGGAACACCGGUUCCGCCUCCAGAGGAAUGGAACAAUCUUUGGAAGGUUGUAGCAGAAAUUUCUCCUGAAAUGAUGAAAUGAAAGAAGAAGAAGAAAAAGAGAAGGAAGGAAUUACGGCCAACAGGUCCUGCAGCAGACGAAGGGAAGACUGCCUACCACCGGAGGGAGUUUGGCCCCAGCUCAGUCCCACGUCUCCCAAAACUUCCAGGUCACCAGAGUCUGGUGGCUAACCUGUGGGAGCAGCAGCGGCAGGAGGAACAGGAUAUGCUACCUGGAGCCUUCCCUGAAUUCAGGCCUUCAUGUCCUCUUCCUUACCAGGAGAGGUAUGGUGGUUUGGGAUAUUUGCGCAAUAAACCCUCCAGCCUCCCCCUUGCCCAUCCCCUAACGCUAAGAGAUAGCAUGCAAGAUGAAUCAGAUGGCUUCCAGCAAUCAUCAUGGCAACCUAAUAGGGUUUUCCGGCACCUUGAGCAGGAGGCUUCCAUGAUGGAUGCUGGCAGGACUGCCGUUGUGCCACGGGACGAUUGCAGGAGGGGUGUACCAAUACACUCCAGAACAAAUCUUAUGGAGGCUGAGCUAUUGGAUGCUGACUCAGAUUUUUAAAUCUUUGGAGUUGUUGGUGCUCAUUUUGCACAGUGAAAGGUACUGCAUACUCAUGCCAAACAAUGAACCUGAAGCAGAAGUGGGUUUGAACUGCUGUGCCAGCUCUGCUUGUUUAAAGGAUAAUACUUUUUUAUGCAACUCUCAUGAUAAUGAGAAUUAUCACAACUGGAUUUAUGAAACAUUAUUAAAGAGUCAUCAAGACAUUUGUGCCAUCAACAUGGAUUUUGUAUCAUCCCACAUGUGAUUGUGGAGACAAUACAUAUUGUUCAGUGUGCUAGCUGGGCUAAUAUGACAUAAUAUUGUUUGCUUUCUUUGUUUGAAACAGGUUUGUGUGUGAAGGGGCUUUAUUUAAGAAUGCCAUAUUUCGGAUCUUAGCUUUAAGGGGAAUUAUGUGAUUUCUGCAGCACUGGAGUUACCAAAUGGAAUCACAAAACUAAUGACUGUUUUCAAACAGGCCCAUCUGUCAUUGGUCAGUAAAAUAGAUAGCCCCACCCAGAACACAUGCCACUGACUGAGCCAGUGUUGCUGUGUUGGCAUAAUCAAAAAUAGCCAUUUUUAAGAUCUCUUGAUCUGUAGAUGGUGCUGUAACCAAAUUUGGCAUUUGACUUCAGAUCAUAGUGCUGAUGAAUGAUACCAAGUUUGGUUUUGAUAGAUCGAAGUAUUGCCAGGAUAUAGCCUCUAAUCCAAUUUUGGGUCGACGUUGUUAACUUAAUGUUAAUGUCAUAUUAAAGGGAUCUCCAACCCUGCUCCUGGAGAGCUACUGUCCUGCAGACUUCCUUUCCAGUCCUGCUCCAACACACCUGUCUGUAAUUAUUAAGUAGCCAUGAACACCUUGAUUAGCUGCUUCAGGUGUGAUUGAUUUGGGGUUGGAGCUGAAAUCUGCAGGACGGUAGCUCUACAGGAGCAGGGUUGGAGACCACUGCUAUAUUGAAUAAAUAGACGUUCUGUUCAGUUAUUUCUUUGCGACUUAGUCCAGUGGUCAGUUAGUCCAAUUUUGGUAUGAAUAUUGACUGUUUUCAAACAGGUUUCCCCAUCCGCCAUUGGUCAGUCAAACAGACAUGCCAUUGGUUGAGCCAAUUAUGCUGUGUUGAUGUUCAAACAAGCAUAGUGUACGAAUCAGUGUGUGAAUGGCUUAUUUAAAGUUGUCCCGACAUAUUAAACUGGGAUAUGUAAAAGUAUGUUUAACACCAGCUUGUAGUGGCCUAUAGUCUGUAGUAUUACCAUUGGUAUGAAAAGAUAAAACCAAUGUAUGGUAUUACUGGUAUAUCUGUUGGAAAACCUCACAAUUAAACAUCCUUGGCCUGACCUUUAUAGACACAAAGAAAAGGAACUGACAAAAGUGUUAUUUCUUCAGAAAAAGAGAAUUUAUUCAGCUAUUAUUGUAACUUUUUUGUUUGGAAAAAUUGCCUGGUGCAAUCACAAACAAGUCCAGCUCUCUCAUUUAAAGAGUGAGAGAAGAUAAAGGGCAUUGUUUUUGUGUGUUUGAAAUUGUAGCUCAAAAUGGUAAUGAAAAAUUCUGUUUCCAUUGACAAUUAUCUCUGUACAGUGCUAUUACAAAAACUAUUUUUGUACAUUAAAUUUUUUUUUUUUUUUCAUGUUUUACUUUAUAUUAUUUUAAACUGUACAUACUUUAGAUCACAUUUUUGUUUUUUACACCCAUUGGAGUGAUUUUUGCUUCAUACACAUUUGGAUUUGCUUAUCGGUGAGAAUUUUGUUUGAAAUGUUAAGGUUAUUUACACUUUUUAAUAUUUUUCUUUUUGAAAUUGGACCAUUGUUAGUAUCUGUGGCAAUAUGAACAAAAAAAAAGCAGCUGUGCCGCAUUUUUCUGACAAUUUGAAGCUGUCAUUCAAGAAUGUAUUUUAAGAAAAAAGUUUUUAAUGAAGAUGCUUGCGCUCUGUGACUGCGAUGCUAUCUGGUUUUUUUCCAUCACCGUUGCUGUUAUUGCCUCAUAAGAGCUGGUCUGUCCAUAUCAAUACUAUUUUAUGUCAGUAUUUUCAUGUGUGUGAGUGAUCUUUGCUGUUUUCCUGCUGGAGUCUCAUUCCCUUGUAUAUUUAUUUUUUAAUAUUGACAUGCCAUUAAUGAAUAAAAUCUACUGAAACAGA